Molecule: messenger RNA, 889 nt
Organism: Oryza sativa Japonica Group (Japanese rice)
Lineage: Eukaryota; Viridiplantae; Streptophyta; Magnoliopsida; Poales; Poaceae
Source: RefSeq, a predicted model, not a curated record
GCUCUCCAUUGGCCACACUCCGAUUCCUCUCUUCCUUCCUAAAAAAAAAAGAAACAAAAAGAAGCGUCGAAUUCUUGCUUCGCCAGAGGAAGAAGAGAAGAGAGAAGGGGAGGAGGAAGAAAUGGCUGCCGUCCAAGCAGCAAUCUCCACCUGCUGCUCUUCGUCUUGCCUGUCCCGGCCGCCACCGCCGUUCGCGAGGAGGCGGCGCUUCAAGGUCACGGCCAUGGCUCCCCAGAAGAAGGUGAACAGGUACGACGAGAAGUGGUCGAAGCAGUGGUUCGGGGCGGGGAUAUUCGCGGAGGGGAGCGAGGAGGUGGAGGUGGACGUGUUCAAGAAGCUGGAGAGGCGGAAGGUGCUGAGCACGGUGGAGAAGGCCGGGCUGCUGUCCAGGGCGGAGGAGCUCGGCGUCACGCUCUCCUCGCUCGAGGAGCUCGGCCUCCUCUCCAAGGCCGAGGACCUCGGCCUCCUCAGCCUCGUCGAGGCCGCCGCCGCCGCCUCCCCCGACGCCCUCGCCUCCGUCUCGCUCCCGCUCCUCGUCGCCGCCAUCGCCGCCGUCGUCCUCGUCCCCGACGACUCCGCCGCCCUCGUCGCGCUCCAGGCCGUCCUCGCCGCCGUCCUCCUCGCCGCCGCCGCCGGCCUCUUCGUCGGCUCCGUCGUCCUCGCCGGCCUGCAGGAGUCCGACUGAUCGUCGCCGCAGGGUUUGAUGAUCACUAGGACAUGUACGUAUUAAUCACCGUAUUUAUACAGUGCUUAGUGUGUUACUAGUAUCGACUGGUUCUCGAGAUGAAAAUUUGUUGUAAAUUUCAAGGAGUUUCAGGCUGCAAUGGAUGAUUGUGUAAUUAGGAACGGGAAAAAAAGGGGGCUCCUAGGCUCCUAGCAAGCGCGUGCA